CUCAACUAUGGCGGCUGCUUUUGUGAGAUCGAAAGUGCCCUUAAGAGGCUUAAAAACAUCAAAAUAUACCUGUUUCCUAAAUUCAGAUUUCCAAAAAUGUCAUGCAGCAUCAUACUUUAUGUUGAGAAGAAGCUAUAGCAAUAAUGUUUCGUCUGAUAAGAAGGUCCGAAUCGGUUGUGCCAGCGCUUUUUGGGGAGACACUGCUGUGGCUGCGCCGCAGCUCAUACAGAAAGGCAAUGUUGACUAUCUCGUCUUCGACUACCUAUCUGAAAUUACCAUGUCACUUCUUACUGCGGUGAAAAGUCGUAUGCCGGAGAUGGGCUUCGCGCCAGAUUUUAUCCAUGUUGUCAUCGCUCCCUUCAUCAAAGAUAUCAAAAGCAAAGGGAUUCGAGUAAUCAGUAAUGCCGGAGGUGUGAAUCCUCACAGCUGUGCUCGAGCCAUCAAGAAAAUCUGUAAUGAUGCGGGGAUUGAGAUGAAAAUAGCAGUUGUAACUGGCGAUGAUAUCAUGCCAUUGAUUAAUGAGGAAAGGGUCGAAGCCUUGAUGAGAAAGGAAAUCAGUCAGAUGGGUUUCAAAGAUCUCGUGUCAGGAGAAGCUUUUCCCAGGACAGUUCAUAGCAUGAAUGCAUACUUGGGUGCUGGUCCAAUAGCUCGAGCUCUCGACCUCGGUGCGGACAUUGUCAUCACAGGAAGAUGUGCCGAUAGUGCCGUCGCAUUGGGACCAUUAAUACAUGAGUUCAAAUGGGCGAAGGAUAAUUAUGAUUUAUUGGCUGCGGGGAGCUUGGCGGGUCAUCUUAUUGAAUGUGGUGCUCAAAGUACGGGGGGAGUAUUUACAGACUGGUUCAAAAUCAAAGAUUGGGAUAAUAUCGGUUUCCCGAUCGUUGAAUGCUCAAAGGACGGCAGUUUUCUCUUGACGAAACCACCUAAAACUGGCGGGCUUGUCUCACCGGCCACCGUCGGAGAGCAGCUCGUCUAUGAGAUAGGAGACCCUGCUAAUUAUUUACUGCCUGAUGUUGUCUGUGAUUUUACUCAAGUCAAAAUUGAAGAGAUUCCAGGGCGUAUUGGCCAAGCAGUAAAAGUGACCGGUGCCAAAGGUUAUCCUGCCCCCAAGGAUUAUAAAGUAUGCGCUACAUACUCUGACGGUUACAGGGCAACAGCUGUCUGCCUUGUCGGCGGGCCGGAGUCAGUCAUGAAGGGUAAGAAGACAGCGGAGGCUAUCUUAAAAAGGACCAGAGUGAUGUUUAAACAGUUGGGAAUGGAGGAUUAUAUGAAUGUCAAUGUUCAAGUAAUUGGUUCCGAGUCAACGUAUGGAAAUCAAGCACAUAUCAACUAUGACUUACGAGAAUCAGCUGUUUGGAUAGCAGUUCACCACAGAAACAAAAAGGCACUUGAGUUUUUUGCCCGAGAGAUUGCUCCUGCUGGCACAGGCAUGGCUCCAGGUCUGACAACGAUUGUUGGAGGGAGGCCUAAAGUAUCCCCAGUUCUAAAAUUGUUCUCAUAUUUAAUUCCACGAGACAUGGUGAAGGUCGAGUUGAGUAUAAAUGACGAUCACCUAGAGAUCCUUGAGGAGCUGGCAGUCAGUGAGUCUCAAGACCGAGCUGCCCCAGUGCCUGCACCAGCCCAACGUCUUCCCCGAGGUGACUAUACAUUCAGACUAGAAGAGCUCAUCUAUGCCAGGAGUGGUGACAAGGGGAAUACGGUUAAUAUUGGCAUUCUUGCCCGCCAUCCAUCGUACGUGCCAUACUUAAGACAAGCCCUGACGCCUCGAACUGUGGCCAGGUUUUUCCAGCAUCUCUUUGAGGAUGGAGAAAACCCAGAAGAAUGUGUGGAGAGAUAUGAGUUACCUGGUAUAGAUGGCUUUAACUUCGUGUUAAAGAACGCCCUCGGUGGUGGUGGGAUCGCAUCGUUACGCACAGACCCGCAAGGAAAAGCUGUCGCUCAAAUGUUCUUGGACUUCAGAGUAAAAGGUGUGCCAAACUUAGUCAAAAUAGCCAGAGACGAAAUGGAAAUUAACUUAUAGUAUAUUCACACAGACACUGUAGAUGACUUUGUAUAUGAUUUGUUUUAGGUAAUUACUACUGUUAAGGCCUUUAAUGGGACACUUAUUCUAUACCUCUGAUAGAUCAGACUCGAGCAUUUUCUUCUUUGGAAGCAAGGUGGAAAAAUUGACCUCAGGGAUUUUUGACCAAAAAGGAAAAAAAAUUCACAAUGUUCUGUUCUGAAAGGUACUGUGGAACUUGGGACUGGGAUUUGGUCUUCUUGAAAUAGAGGAGUCUCGUGAUUGCACAGGUUAAAUUAAAUGGAAAUUACCAAUUUCAGUGUCCUGAAUAGAGAGCAUGUUCUACUUACAGAGGUGUCGGCUGAGGGAGGUUCCAUGUAUGAGAGGGCAUAAUUUUUCAAUUUCACAAUUAUGAAUGGAUAAUCGUUUUUGUUGGACCUUUGGAGGUAAUCAGGAUAUCAAAUUGACCUGUGAUGACUGUCGUGAAUGAGUGAUUUUUGUCACGUGCAAUCAUGAUUGCAGGUAGUAACAGGGAUUUAAAUUGCAUGUUUGCGAGCCCUUAAACUCCUUUAAAACUUGAAAUGGUUUUUUGAUGCUUUUCUUGAGAAAAAUAUGACAGAGUGUUGAUCUGGUCAAAUGAGUACCUCAGGUGCACUUCAGGGUAGUUAAUUUAUGUUAAAUGAAGACAUUUUGUGAAUAACCACUUGGCGUUAAAAUACAUGUACAUGUAAGCAAUUUGUUACCAUAAUUGGUGUUAGGUCAGGUGGUACUAUAUAGCCCCUGUGUACAUUUACGCGAAUUGCAAGCUAUUUUUGACACCUCUGGAGUUAAUUGUAGUACUACCUUACCUUACAUCGAUGUAAACCACAUAUUGUUUGAGGGUAUGUUACAGUCCCAAAAACCUAAAGUAAAAUUGUAGUUUACGUGGGGACUAAGUUUGUUAAAUUCUGUGAUAUAUUGUUGUUUAUAUUCAAGGCCCCUUUGAGGACUUUUGAUUUUAGGUGGAUUUCAGACUGACUUCUUCCUCUUAUAAAUGCUAAAUUUGAUAGCUGUUGAUGGUAAUUAUUCCUUGGGUAAGGAGUUGAUAGUGCUCCUUUAUGGGACAUGCGAUGUUGUAAAUGCUAAUUCUAAGAGUGUAAAUAAAAGGAAUAUGUGGUUUGAAAUGAA
Lineus longissimus is the source of this 3163-nucleotide messenger RNA. RefSeq lists its product as uncharacterized. The transcript has 17 exons. Lineage: Eukaryota; Metazoa; Nemertea; Pilidiophora; Heteronemertea; Lineidae. Bases 8 to 2017 code for a protein of 669 amino acids. The record is from RefSeq and is a predicted model, not a curated record.